AUGGUUUCCACGCGUAGCAAGACUGCGCAAACUCAUCUCGAAGACUUCGCGACAACUAAGAGCACCACUUCGCAAAAGACGCCGAAAAGCAACACCGAAAAGCACAGUGAUGCAGAAACAUCGACGCAACACUCGCCUUCGAAGAAGCGCAAAGCGCCUAUCACUAAAGCAGAGGAUGUGAAGUCUAAAAGAGCCAAGACUAGUGGAGUGAACAACAGCACUCACUCAGCGGAGACAGAAGACACAUCCACUAUCUUGAUCAACCGCGCACCGGUUCUGCAGCUAUGGUCCGCCUGCGUAGCGCAUCACCUCUACCCGUCGCUUCCAUGGUCGACGUGUAUCAGCGCAGGUUCGGCCAUCAGUGCGAUAUGCGCUGUAGCAAAGGGCCGCUCAAUUGGCACAGUACCUGGUGCGGAUGAGUCCGAGGAGAAGAAUCGCAAAAGAGCAGAGGCCAAAAAGAAGCAAGGCGACCUGGAUGAGAUCCACGUGAUGCACUUCAACCUCAAGCUGAAAGAUGGACUCGCAAUCGUUGGCACAGAAGAGAAGGGCAAACCGGCAAACGAAGACGCGUUGACGAAGAAGUUUGGAGACCAAGAAUAUAAGAGGACCAGAAAGUGUUUCGAGGAGGCACUUGCAACGUGGAACGAAAAUGAUGAAGAGCGGUUGGACAAGGAGGCUUUCCAUUUUUAUGAAAUGUUUCGACCGACGGUCAGCAGUGGUCAGAAAGGCUGGGGAAUGAAGGGUGCUUUGAAUUUGGAGACUAUCAAGAAUGUGGUGCAAAACAAAUGA
Paraphaeosphaeria sporulosa is the source of this 789-nucleotide messenger RNA. RefSeq lists its product as uncharacterized. Bases 1 to 789 code for a protein of 262 amino acids. Lineage: Eukaryota; Fungi; Ascomycota; Dothideomycetes; Pleosporales; Didymosphaeriaceae. The record is from RefSeq and is a predicted model, not a curated record. The transcript has a single exon.